AUGAAACUCAGAGGAGCAAAGGAAAUAGGCAUGAAUGCUGAGCAUAUCAAGCUCCCAAGAGACAUCACCGAGGACGACCUGAUUGCCAAGCUAAAGUUGCUCAACUCUGAUGAUUCUGUCGACGGAAUCAUCCUUCAACUCCCUCUCGACUCGUCCAAUGGAAUUGACGGAGAAAAGGUGACGGAGGAAAUUUCGGAAUGGAAAGAUGUCGAUGGGUUGACAACGAUGACAGCUGGAAAAUUGGCGCGAGGAGAGAAGGAUAUCUUCGUCCCUUGUACUCCUAAGGGUUGUAUGGAACUGAUCAACCGGGCGAACAUGAAAACUACUGGGAAACGAGCGGUAGUUUUAGGCAGGAGCAAGAUUGUCGGGACGCCGAUGUCAGACUUGCUAAAAUGGGCAAAUGCGACGGUCACGUGUUGCCACUCCAAAACAGAGAACUUGGAAGAAAUCUGCAGACAAGCAGAUAUACUCGUCGCUGCUGUUGGUAAGCCAGGUUUAGUAAAGAAAAGCUGGUUAAAAGAAGGAGCAGUGGUGAUUGAUUGCGGAAUCAAUCCUAUUCCAGAAAGUACAAAGAAAUCUGGCCAGAGAUUGGUUGGUGAUGUCGAUCCGGAGUGCUUUGAAACUGCAUCUGCUAUGACUCCAGUUCCUGGUGGUGUUGGACCGAUGACUGUUGCCAUGCUGCUGAAAAAUACUUGCGAAGCAAGUUUCAAACGACAUGCCUCGCUGAUGCGCCUUACCGGCCAUGUCGGCCCCUCUGACUGGAACUUGACGAAACUGCCACUUACUCUCCUCCGUCCAGUCCCAUCCGACAUCGAUAUCGCCCGUGCUCAGCAUCCCAAGUACAUCCGAACACUUGCCCUUGAAUGCGGCAUUCUGGAGACGGAACUUCUUCAAUAUGGAAACACAAAAGCUAAGGUCUCGCUAAAAGUUCUCGAUCGACUCCAAGAUUCUUCACCAGGAAAAUACGUUGUUGUCGGAGGAAUAACUCCAACUCCUCUUGGUGAAGGAAAAUCAACAACGACGAUUGGCCUCGCUCAGGCGUUAGGAGCGCAUUUGGAUAAAAACUGCUUCGCGUGCGUUCGUCAGCCUUCGCAAGGCCCUACAUUCGGCAUCAAGGGCGGUGCAGCUGGCGGUGGCUACUCCCAAGUCAUUCCCAUGGACGAAUUCAACCUCCACCUCACCGGUGACAUCCACGCCAUCACAGCCGCCAACAACCUCCUCGCCGCGGCCAUCGACACGAGAAUCUUUCACGAAGCAACUCAACCCGACGAAGCACUGUUCCGCAGAUUGACGACAGAUAAAUCGAACAAAGUUCGUUUCUCACAAGUUCAGCUCGAUCGACUGAGUCGGCUUGGCAUCGCGAAAUCUGAUCCAAAUGAGCUUACGGCUGAGGAGAGGGUUCAAUUUGCGAGGCUCGAUAUUGACCCGGAGCAGGUGAUGUGGAAUCGAGUUUUGGAUGUUAAUGAUAGAUAUCUCCGAAAAAUCACCGUCGGUCAAUCUCCCACCGAGAAGAAUAUCUCCCGAGAAACAAAUUUCGACAUUUCAGUCGCUUCCGAAAUCAUGGCGAUUCUAGCGCUCGCCACCUCCCUCAAAGACAUGCGAGAGCGACUGGGAAAAAUGGUCGUAGCUCUUGACAAGAAAGGAAAACCAGUGAUUGCUGAUGAUCUUGGAAUCGGCGGAGCUCUGACAGUUUUGAUGAAAGAUGCGUUGAUGCCGAAUUUGAUGCAGACUUUGGAGGGAACUCCUGUUUUUGUUCAUGCAGGGCCCUUUGCGAACAUCGCUCAUGGGAAUUCUUCGAUUCUUGCAGACGCCAUUGCGCUCAAACUUGUCGGAGAAGAUGGAAUCGUCGUCACCGAGGCUGGUUUUGGCAGCGAUAUUGGAAUGGAAAAGUUUUUCAACAUCAAAUGUCGCGCUUCAGGCUUGAAACCCGACGCAGCAGUAAUUGUUGCUACAAUCAGAGCGCUCAAGAUGCAUGGUGGAGGAUCUCCCGUCGCUCCUGGCCGCCCUCUUGCCGAUGAAUACAAAUCGGAGAAUGUGGAACUCGUCGAAAAAGGCUUCUCGAAUCUGAAAAAGCAAAUUGAAAAUGGCGUUUCCUUCGGAGUCCCUGUCGUUGUUGCUAUCAAUACGUUUUCGAGCGAUACAAAGGCGGAAAUUGAGAAAUUAAUGGAGCUUUCUCACGCUGCAGGAGCUAGUGAAGCGGUUGUUUGCUCUCAUUGGGCUGACGGCGGCGCUGGAGCUACAGAUUUGGCGAAGGCAGUUGUAAAAGUCACCCAAGAACCAUCCAAUUUCAAGUUUUUGUAUCCACUAGAAGACUCGAUCGAAGACAAAAUUCGAAGCAUCGCGCAAAAUAUCUACGGCGCCGACGACGUUUCAUUUACUGAAGAAUGCGCCGAGAAAAUCAGAGUGUUUACUGAAGAGGGAUUCGGAAAUCUUCCCAUUUGCAUGGCGAAAACUCAGUAUUCCCUGUCACAUGAUCCUGCACUAAAGGGUGCCCCUCGAGGAUUCACGCUUCCUAUUCGUGACAUCAGGGCGGCGGUUGGCGCCGGAUUCCUGUAUCCUCUCGUGGGUACAAUUUCCACGAUGCCCGGUCUCCCGACGCGCCCGAGCUUUUACGACAUCGAUAUUGACUGCGAAACCGAGGAAAUUUAUGGCCUUUUCUGA
Messenger RNA from Oikopleura dioica, 2661 nucleotides. The record is from the annotation of a GenBank genome assembly. NCBI's taxonomy places the organism in Eukaryota, Metazoa, Chordata, Appendicularia, Copelata, Oikopleuridae.